AUGACGUCAGAGGGUCGCGCGGGGGGGCGAGGAGCGCCUAUAUAAAGUAUCCGCGCGACUUCGACGCUUCAGUCCACUAACAGACGCGUCCACCGAGCAUCAUCAGACUCCAGGUGAAGCAGCUCCGCACCGCAGCAGGACAGAGCUUGUGAUGAGGGCGGUGUGUGUGAUCCUCUUGGCCUCUCUGACGGUGUGUGUGUCGCCCGGGGUCCAGACUCAGACCCUGCCGGGUGAGAGUGACCCGUCUCAGGAUGAGCUGCUCCAGCUGCUCGGCUCCAUGCUCUCACAGAUGGAGGACCAGAACUACGCCAACGGAGAGCAGACGGCGUGGCUGGAGAAGAGACAGCAUCCCGGUAAACGAGAGGAGGACAGCGUCCGGCUGAGGAGGCAGCACCCCGGGAAGCGUCUGAUGCUGGAGGAGCCCAGCGAGCAGAGCCAGCUCCACAAGCGCCAGCACCCCGGGAAGAGACUGUGUGAGGACUGUGAUCCAGCCAGCGUCCUGCUGGAGCUCCUGGACAGAAGCAGCGGCCAGGAGAAGCGCCAGCACCCCGGCAAACGCCUCCAGCUGGAGGACGAGUGAUGGCAGCAGAGCUCGCUGAACUGUCCGAGCUGUCAAAACGGACAACAAGAGGGUGUUUCUGGUUUUGGCGUCUCGCCCCUGCUCCACAGGUUUGGUCUGGCACACAGCUGUGCUGCUCCAGGUGCCAAACACUUCACUAAUGCAUGAGAGAAGAAACAUCUCCUGCACCAAACAGAGCCGGGAUAUUUUUCUAAUCCUUGCAUGACUAGACCUGUACAUGAGUUUAUGGUUUAUUUUUGUUCUGUUGAUUAAGAGCAUAUAGAUGAUUAUAAUGUUGUACAAUAAAAUGCUUUGGAUGCGAA
This is a messenger RNA of Carassius auratus (goldfish), 882 nucleotides long. It is a transcript of the gene trh, whose product is annotated as thyrotropin-releasing hormone. The record is from RefSeq and is a predicted model, not a curated record. Gene Ontology annotation, molecular function: thyrotropin-releasing hormone activity. The transcript is spliced from 4 exons. The coding region runs from base 152 to 580 and encodes 142 amino acids. Gene Ontology annotation, biological process: eating behavior; positive regulation of gamma-aminobutyric acid secretion; hormone-mediated signaling pathway. NCBI's taxonomy places the organism in Eukaryota, Metazoa, Chordata, Actinopteri, Cypriniformes, Cyprinidae. Gene Ontology annotation, cellular component: secretory granule; extracellular region.